CUCGCACUGUGCGCACUGCCGGGGCGGGCGCUGCUGCGCCCUGUGCACGGCGGGUCUCGGCGCUCGGCUGCCCACCCCGUCCCGGGGCAGAAAUGGGACUUGCCUGCGGGCUGUGAAGGAGACCGUCCCCCGCCGCCGAGCGACCAGCGAGACAAUAGCUUUUAUGGCUUAGGAAAGUAGCUGAAGCUGAAAAUCCAGUGCAAAUAAAAGUAAACGUGUUCCUUGACAUGAACAAUUGGAACAAACUACUUCCCAUGGUGUGCAAGCUAUGCUUCCAGUUAAAAUGAGAUCUCGAAAAGACAGAAAAAUGAAAACCCACCCAGCCAUUGUUUUCCUCCUCCUCUUCGUCAUCAGUUAUGGCUCUUCUGAAAACUCAAGCACGUCCAGAGGGUGUGGACUGGAUCUUCUCCCCCAGUAUAUUUAUCUGUGUGACCUGGAUGCUAUUUGGGGAAUAGUAGUGGAGGCAGUUGCUGGAGCAGGAGUGCUGACGACAUUGCUGUUGAUGCUGAUUUUGCUAGUGAGGUUGCCAUUCAUCAAGGACAAAGAGAAGAAGAGCUCAUUGGGAAUGCAUUUCCUCUUUCUCUUUGGGACACUAGGACUGUUUGGGCUGACUUUUGCAUUCAUCAUACAGGAAGAUGAAACAGUAUGUUCCACUCGAAGGUUUCUGUGGGGCGUUAUCUUUGCGUUGUGCUUCUCCUGUUUGCUAGCUCAAGCCUGGAGAUUACGUAGACUAGUUCGACAUGGUAAAAGUCCAUCUGGCUGGCAUCUAGCUGGCAUGGCAAUCUGUCUUAUGCUGGUCCAGGUCAUUAUUGCAACGGAGUGGCUAAUACUGACAGUUGUGAGAGAUAAGAAGCUGGCCUGCAAUUAUGAGCCAGUGGAUUUUGUUAUGGCUUUGAUUUAUAUUAUGUUCUUGAUGAUGGUUACCAUGGGAGUCUCUCUGUUCACCCUGUGUGGAAAGUUUAAGAAGUGGAAGAAAAAUGGAGGAUGCCUCAUUAUAACAAUUUUUUUCUCAAUUCUGAUUUGGGUAGCUUGGAUAACUAUGUAUCUGUUUGGCAAUACUGAACUGAGGAAAAAAGACAAAUGGAAUGACCCCACUCUUGCCAUUGCACUGGUGUCCAGUGGUUGGGUGUUCGUUAUUUUUCACGCUAUCCCAGAAGUUCAUUGCACCAUUCUUCCAUCACAGCAAGAAAACACACCCAAUUAUUUUGAUACUUCACAACCAAGAAUGCGUGAAACUGCUUUUGAGGAAGAUAUACAACUUCCUCGGAGCUACAUGGAAAACAAAGCCUUUUCAAUGGAUGAACAUAAUGCAGCUUUAAGAACGGCAGGAUUUCGCAAUGGCAGCUUGGGAAGCCGACCUAGUGCUCCGUUUAGAAGCAAUGUUUAUCAGCCAACUGAGAUGGCAGUUGUGCUCAAUGGUGGGACUAUACCAACUGCUCCGCCAAGUUACACUGGAAGACACCUCUGGUGAAAGGCUAUAGGUUCUAGAGAUAAGAAUCUUUGUUACAAAUGUUAUUCCCUGGCAGUGUGUCUUUCUAAGGGAGGAAUCAAUAAUACCACAGCAAAGCAGCCAGACAUCCAGGAGCUUUGGAAUCCUUGAGAGGAUUUUAUGUAAAUGUGAAUACUGUUAAACUGAUGAGCUAAUCACAAAAACAAAACUCUGCAAAAUUCAAGAUUAAUUUAAAAUAGAAAUAGGCACACUUUGAAAUGGAAGAGAGGACACUGAGCAUUCUUAAAUGUGAGAUAUAACCUGUCUGUAACUAGUGUGCGAGGCAAGCCUGAUUUUGGUUGGUUUCCAGCUGUUUGCAAAAGAAACAACCCCCUCUCCCACCCCAGCUGUCCCGUACCAACUUAAUCCAUGCUGCCAUAAGAGAUUGCCACUACAGUGUGAACGUAUGCAGGGUUUCUUCCUACUUUUUUUUUUUCUCUCUCUUCGGUUCAAGUGUCUUGAAGUGUCUUGGUUGCUCCAUUAUCCAUCUCUGUGUAAAGGUCAUCUAGGGUCAAGCAUCAUCAGUCUCUGGCAACUAAAUUACCAUUUCUCAACAAUGAGACGGGGAAAUAAGUAUCCGAUUUGGUUUUGGUGAAAGGAAAUGACUGUGUAUGCUUCAUGCAACUUUGUCAAGCAACAUUUAUGAAGAGUGAAGGUAGAGGCAGAUUACCUCAGCAAUGUAGAAUCAGACACUGCAGUUCAAGGUGCCCUGUUGAUGCAGUCUCACUCCAGAGUACAGACAAACAACCACAUGUUCUCAAACCCUUGAGAAUUUUUUUUACGCAUGUACACUUGGGGACACUAAGUCAAAUUAUGGAGGGACAAGCUUCAGCAAAGGCUUUUAGCUGAGGGGAGAAUGUGGCUUGGGGUUGCCAAAAGGAGUCCCAUAGGACGAUGGAUUAAAGGAAACCUACUGUAUUACAAAGAACUUAGUUUGUGUUCUGAUGGCUGAUCCUGUAAGGUGCCAAGCAAAAACUCAAAGGGAUAGGAAGGUAUUCAUCACCUUCCAGGAGGAGCUUGGUAACUUGCGGGAUUGGACCCUCUCUUCCUACUGUUGGAACUGGUGCUGAAACCCCUGAUCAUGGGAGUAGCCCUAUUGACUGGAAUUGUUUGUGCAUCUUAAUGUAUUUGUGUCUUUUAAUGCAUAGCUAGUAGUCUCUCCACUCUGGAGGUUCAGGGUUUUGUGUGUUUUGGAGUUGGGAUAAGGUAGACUCUUUACCAAGGCUUAUCUAGGCUAUGUAACAAGUUCUUACUGCCCAUUAUUCUUGCCAUGGUUUUCGUUACUUUAAAGCCAAUCAUUCCUUUAUUAUUUAGCAUUUAAUACAUAUCAAACAUUGAAAGCAUCAUUGUAUCCUCAUUAUUUGGUCAACAUUACUCCUAGCUUUCCUAGAUACUAAAAGCAACUGUUUUUACAUGAGGGUGUGGGUUAUGUAUAAGGGUAAAAUUUUGCAUAUGUUGUAAUAAAUAUAUAUAUAUAUAUUCUAUUUUCAAAUGAAAAAUAAAAUAUACAAAGAAAACUGAAUAGCUCAGUAGCUUCACAGAAGGACACUAUUUGCUGCAUACUGCAAAAAGAAAAAUAAGUUGUUUUAUUUUUUUUAAAAGGCUCCCUGUUUCUUCAUGUACCUCAUUUCUACGUAAACAGACCUAAUCCUGUAGCCUUAUACUCACAUGAAUAGGCCCUAUUGACAUCAGUCGGUCUACUCACAGGUGUAAGGGCUGCAGGAUCAGACCCUAAGCAUUACACACAAGAUAUAUUUUGCCAUUCUUGCCAUGAUCACCUUAUAGGGUUUUAUUUCUAACAGCCCUUCUGGUUCAGGAACCAUACUUUUCUGUCAUGCAUGAUUAAAGGAACAUGUUAGAUCCAUGUCUGAUGUUCCCAAUAAAGGCAAAAAUGGAAGCAUGUGCUUGCUUUUAAGGAAAAAAAAAAUGGUUUUAGUCUCCUGUUUAGUUAACUAUAUUACUCAGUUUCUUAGACAGACUAGAGGUGGAUAUUGCAUGCUAUCCAGUAAUCUAGAAGUACCUCUAGCUGUUAAAGUCGUGAUCAGAUAAAAUGAUAUUUUUGAUAAUUAAUGGUUACUAUCCCAGAAACUGCAUAAUUUGGAGUAAUAUAAAACCUAGUGGUGAUGUGUAUCUGCAAAAGUUUCAUUUUAAAUCUUCAAUUUAAAAAAUGUUAAAUUAUCUGAAAAAGUUCUUUAUUGUAAAAAUGUAUAAGAUGACCAUGGCAUAAAUGGGAGGGCAGCUUUCUUUUAAGAGAUUUAUCAUGCUACAGCUGAGAAGUAUACAUUCAGUACUAUACACAUUUUAUAAAACCUUGGAUAAAUUUUUUCCAGGAUAAUUAUUUUGUAAACAUUUGCGUGGUGUUCAGUUUUCUAGAUGGGACUGGAUUAACAAAGUAAGGGCCUAGUCCUGCUCCAUAGGAAGUCAGUAGGAGUUUGAGGCCCUAAGCGCAGACCAUGCCAGAUCCUGCAAACCUUUGCUCAUGUAAUUAGUCUAGGGUUGCCAAGCCUCCAGGAUUGGCCUGGAGUCUCCCGGAAUUGACAUCAAUCUCCAGGUGAAUAUUGAAAGCAAUCCAGGAGCUUUUAAAAGGAUAUUUUAAGAAAAUGACAUUACAGUGGAGAGUGGGGGGUGAGGAGGAGGAGGAAGGAAAUCUGGAAUAGCUUCAGUCAGAGUUGGCAACCUUAAAUUAGGCUUUGUCUACACUACCAAGUUUUGUUGACAAAACAAAUCGCCAAAGAGUGUUCACACUUGCUCCCUCUGUUGACAGAUCAUGUCCACAUUGUGGGCACCAUCAUCAACAGCGUGAGCAAUGCACUGUGGGUAUGUAUCCCACAGUGCAGUGUUGUGGAAAGGUGGAGCUGAUUGCUGCACAUCAUGGGAGGAUUCCCUCUGAGUUCUCCCUCAGCAGCUGGGAGCGGCAUCGUGAGUAGCUCUGUGAGCUCUCCAUGCUGAGGAAUGUCAAAGCAAUGCAGCAGUCUCUCCUCUUCCCCUCCCUGCAACAGUGACUGCCUGCUCCUGUGUUCCUAGUGCAGGGCAGAACGGGCAUAUUCCGAUGAUUUGCUCUUUGUUCCUCACAGGGAGCAGCACACUUCCCACAACUUUGAAAGUGAAGAGGCGCAUGCUUGCAGGGCAGCAGAGAUCAAAACACUGAGCAGAACGAUCAGGGCAGGCAUUGUGGGAUACUGGUGGAUGCCAGUUCUGCCAACAAAACAAACAGCAGUUUCUACACUGGCUCUUCGUCAACAAUAAAGGGAGGGGAAAGGAAAAACCUCUCUCUCUUAGGGAUGGAAGCUUUUUGUCACCAAAACGGGGAGUAUUUCCCAAAAAAAAGGUCGCAUUGCAGUGUGUACGCUCUCUCUGUUUUGUUGCCUAAAUGCAGUUUUUGGCAACAAAACUUGGUAGUGUAGACAAAGCCUCAGUUCCAUUGAAUGGUCAUGUGAGUUAGGACUGUUCACAUUAGUAAUAGCAUGCAGGAUUGGGUCUGCAAUUUGGAGUGGCGGAGGUGUGUUAAUUGAUUAGAAGAAGAAGUUUAUUCAUUUUCCAAUUCACACAACUAGAAUAAGCAACUUAUUUUUGCCAUUUGAUAGUCUAAUGCCAAAUAAUGUGUGACUGAAGGCACCUUUGUGUUAAUUUAUUUUUAUUAAUGUAAACAAGUUGUUUACUUCUGCCUUUUAGAAUGUAGAGCAUCUGUGAUCAAAGUACUACACAACUGUAAACAAAUCUUUCAGGAUUGUUAUAAAUUAGCUUUUAUACUAUCAAAGCUACUAUGUUGUCCCUUUUAAAAUUAAUAACGGUUAUUUCCUUCUGGCCUCUCACCUAUACAGAAAAAUGAAAUCCUAAAACAUUUUAAAACUUUGUUACAGAAAACAUUUCUGUAGGAAGUGGCUUCUAUUCAAUGGCCAGAAAGCAGUUCACAGCCAUACAUUAAGACCCAGUCUUACCUGGGGUGGGAGUUGAAGGUGCUUACCACCUCCCAAGAGAAGUAUCGCACCUUAUAGGAUGGAGCUCUAAGUGCACACAGUUGUUUCUAUAAAUAAGGUAGAUGUCAACUGUUGCAGAGCUAGCUAGUUUGUAUUUAGUAUCAGACAGGUGUCAUGGUUGGCUAUGUUUGAGUUUGAUGCCUUGGGUCUAACCAAAGGCUGUGCAAGAGGGAGCACUGUAACUUUUAUAAUUAAACAAUUGGACUAUUCUACCAGCUUACAAGAUUACCCAGCAGGUGCUUUUUAUUAAUUGAGGAGAGCUAAUGCUCAUUUUUGAUAGAUUAUAUAUUUAUUAAAUGUAUUAAUGUGUGUUUUAUAACGUACCUUUUUUCCCGCUGGUUGUUGCAUACGGAUAUCUUAAGUACACCUCUGAAGGAUUUUCAAGACAAUCAAUGUGUACCAUAAUGACUGUAUAUAAGUAUACAAAAUUAAAAAGGUUGUAAAGCAUGGGCAAAUGUUUUAUUUUCAAAAUACUGUUCUUAACAAAAAAUAAAGGCAUUACUAUUUA
Messenger RNA from Gopherus flavomarginatus (Mexican gopher tortoise), 5974 nucleotides. RefSeq names its product G protein-coupled receptor class C group 5 member B (gene GPRC5B). The record is from RefSeq and is a predicted model, not a curated record. Gene Ontology annotation, biological process: G protein-coupled receptor signaling pathway. NCBI's taxonomy places the organism in Eukaryota, Metazoa, Chordata, Testudines, Testudinidae. Gene Ontology annotation, cellular component: intracellular membrane-bounded organelle; plasma membrane; signaling receptor complex. Gene Ontology annotation, molecular function: G protein-coupled receptor activity; protein kinase activator activity; protein kinase binding. Bases 269 to 1471 code for a protein of 400 amino acids. The transcript is spliced from 5 exons.